This is a messenger RNA of Fomitopsis serialis, 2683 nucleotides long. RefSeq lists its product as uncharacterized. Bases 317 to 2683 code for a protein of 788 amino acids. The record is from RefSeq and is a predicted model, not a curated record. Lineage: Eukaryota; Fungi; Basidiomycota; Agaricomycetes; Polyporales; Fomitopsidaceae. The transcript is spliced from 6 exons.
GUUGACUUCUACCACCACAGCGGUUGCACAGCGACCGCCUCCUCCCGCACAUCCGACACAAGCCUUCACGGACUUCCUGACAUUUCGCAAUCUCGGCGGAGCCAUCUAUAUGCGGGGUGACGAUGGAGUAUCUUCAAGCUCGAGUCGAUUCAUACAACAAGUCCAAGCGCACGAAACAAACUCUGGCGCGUUCUACCUCUGGGAACGCUACGAAGUGGCCUCACCCAAACAACUACCUGGCGACCCCGCGAACUCUUGCUGAGGCGGGCUUUUACUUCAAUCCCGGCCCGACUACCCCGACAAUGUGACCUGCUUCAUGUGUCGAAAAGAGCUCAAUGAGUGGGAGCCCGAUGACGACCCGUUCGAACUGCAUUACCAGAAAUGCAAUCAGACUUGUGCAUGGGCCGUCGCGAGGUGCGGGCCUGAGCUGGACAAGGGGCAGGAUGGGCAAUACCACUUCGCGAAUUCGUCACGCCUGCCUACGAGCAAGGCCAUGGAGAAAGCACGGCUGGAAACAUUUAUGACGAAGAAGCCGUGGCCCCACGAUGCAGUGAAGGGACAUGGUGCCAGUUCCAAGAAGAUGGCGAAAGCAGGGUUUAUAUACGCCCCUGGACAUUCAGGAGACGACAGUGCGACAUGUGUAUACUGCGAGCUAGCACUCAAUGGGUGGGACAAGGACGAUGACCCAACCGAGGAACAUGUAAAGCGCAUGAUCAAGACAGGCAAGCAAUGUCCCUUCCUGAGCACGACCACCUCCAAGCCCGCCUCGUCCAAACCGCCAUCUCGCGCCGCCCAAUCGAAGCCUUCCUCGUACUCUACGCAUCCGUCCUCGGAGGACGAGCUCGCCGGCGCCAUCGCGUCGGCCUACAACUCGAACUCCUCGCGCUCCAUGAGGAGCUCAGUCAACCGGCCAUCCACUGCCGCAUCGACAGCCAAGACGCCCGCGUCCGGCUCCAGGCGAUCCACGCGGGGAACGGGAAGUCGCACCACGCCACUAGCCGGCUCCGAAGUCGACGACACAGACGGCGCCAGCGGAAGCGAUGCAGGCAAGCGGGUAUCGAAGACGAAGGGGAAACGGAAGGGGACCGCCGCCUCGAGCAAGGCGAAGGAUCGGAUGCAAGUGGUCGAGGAGGAGGUGGAACCGGAGGUGCAUGAUGAUGGUCUGGACGAGGAUGUGGUCGAAGUAGAGCCACCCCCGAAGCCCAAACGGGGCCCGGGGCGUCCGCCGAAACACAAGAAGCCCGAGAGCGCGGUGGAGGAGACUGAGGUGGAGCCGGAGCCCGCGAACGCACCUGCGAAGAAGGGCCUCGCACGGACACGGUCAAAAGCAGCCCUCGUGUCAGACUCGGAUGCCCCGCAGCCGCAGGCGUCGGGCUCCAAGUCGGGCUCGAGGCGCAAGACGGCGGCGAAAGCGCAGGAGGUACACAUAGCGGAAACGGAGGACGAGCAGAUCGAGGAGGUGCCCGUUGCGAAGCCUGGUAGGAAGAGGGUGAAGAAGGGCGAGGAGUCUGAGCCGCCUAGUGACGUCCCGGCUCCUGCUCGGGGCAAAGGCGCGAAGGGUCGUACCGUGUCCCGGAGCAAAGCUAAGCACGUUCCACCACCUGAAACGGACAGUGACAUCGAGAUUCUGCCGGUAGAACCCCGCAGAGCGUCGGUGAGGAGCGCAAAUGCUCGGGAGGCGGCGGGAUCUUCGAAAGGCAAGGGGAGUGCGAAGCGUCAAAUCGUCUCAUCUGCCUCAGAUGAUGCUGGCUAUGCCACUGCAGAACCUCCGUCGAAGCCUCGACUCUCGAGAGGAGGGCCUCCCAAAGCUGCGGACGAAGGGCAUGGCUCACAGUCCCGUAAACGUGUCCCGUCGCCCGCGCCUAAGGACGACAGUGAUGUUGAGAUGACCGAGCACGCCCCUCCAGCGCCCAAAGUCGAAGCUGAACGGAAAGAUUGGCGGAGCCCCCAGCACUCGACCUCCUCCGAUGUCGGGGGCCAAAUUGUUCUCAAGAAACUUUCGCGUGUCAGUGCAAAGCCGAAGGUGUCUCAGACGGCGCGGUCUAGCACCAGUACGACCAACGGUUCACGCCACAUGAUCGUCGAGAUUUCCGACGACGAGGACGACGAGGGCAAGAACUCCCAGCCGGGGGUCUCUGUGCCUAAGCGACAUUCACAGACGUCUGCGUUGGUAGAUGCACCGUCAUCGAAGGGGAGGGGCCAAGAACAUAUCGAGGUGAUGCCCCCGCGGUCGAGCCAGUCCUCCGCGCAGUCUCGUUCUUCAGGGUUGGUCACAGGCAAGCAGAUGCAGACCGACGCCGGUGUACCAUCAAAACCAGGCAGCGGUAGCAGGGGUUCUGUGAGCGGCAUGGGCUCGACGUCGGGCCCUGUCGCGAGGGCGGACGGGGCGGACGGCGGGCUCGCCGCUGUGAUCAACGGCAAACACAUAGCAGAAUCCUCAGCCUCUACUCCGCCGUCAUCCGGCGGCUCGGACGAGGAGUUUCCCUUCGCUCCGAGUCUAUCCAUGAUUUCCCUUCACCGGCUAGCGUCGCUUACGGACGAGGAGGGCUCGAUGACACUCGAGCAGUAUAUCUCCAACGAGAUUGAGAUGGGGCGUCGACUGCUGAAGGAGGAUGCAGAGAUGCAGAUCGCUGCGAUCAAGGAGAAGGCUGCCGAGAUGAGGAAGGCCAUUGAAGCGCUGUGA